AUGGCGCGCGCAGCAGACGCGAAAUAUCCUGGGAGCGUUCAGGCCCUAGAAGCUUUAAUCGAUGAAAGUCGUCAAGGCAUUGCGGUCUUAAUACAAAGCAGAUGCAAUGCACCUAUACUCAGCUAUUCUCAUGAGAGAAGAGAUCGCCAACGUUUGUUUGACAUUGGCUACACGUUAGCCGUGGAGUUGCGUCUAGUUUGCGGCUCUUCAAGUCGGCACCCCGAUGUGCUUUUUAAUCUAUUUUUUAAGCCUGUAAACUCGAUGGAUUUGUGA
Messenger RNA from Plasmopara halstedii, 273 nucleotides. RefSeq lists its product as uncharacterized. Lineage: Eukaryota; Oomycota; Peronosporomycetes; Peronosporales; Peronosporaceae. The transcript has 2 exons. The coding region runs from base 1 to 273 and encodes 90 amino acids. The record is from RefSeq and is a predicted model, not a curated record.